AUGGCAAAUCCAUGCAUUCUCAUCGCACUCGCCGUCGUCGCAACACUAGUUAUAGUAACCGUCGUAACCGUACCAACAGUUGUCAUACUAACGCGUACAACACAACCGCCCACCAGUACAAAAAACCUACGGGUUAACGGCACUAUUCCCACAACCAACUUCACCACCACGACUUCCACCACGAGUAUUACGUCGACCACCACAACUACCACAAGCCCAUGGAGCAACGCAACGAUGAAUGGUACAACGACUUCAACCACGAGUACUACAUCUGCCACCACAACUACCACAAGCCCAUGGGGCAACGCAACAAUGAAUGGUACAACGACGUCAACCACGAGUACCACAUCGACUAGCACAAGUACCACAAGCCCAUGGAGCAACGCAACGAUGAAUGGUACAACAACUUCAACGACGAGUACUACAUCUGCCACCACAACUACCACAAGCCCAUGGAGCAACGCAACGAUGAAUGGUACAACAACUUCAACGACGAGUACUACAUCGACUAGCACAACUACCACAAGCCCAUGGGGCAACGCAACGAUGAAUGGUACAACAACUUCAACGACGAGUACUACGUCGACGAUCACAACUACCGCGAAUCCCGGUGGGAACGGAGCCAUGAAUGGUACAACGACUUCAGCCACGAGUACUACGUCGACGAUCACAAGUACCACAAGCCCUUGGGGCAACGGAAUGGUGAAUAGUACAACAACGGUAUCUACUUCAAGUACCAGCGGAACUACAUCGAGCACGACAUUUUGA
Messenger RNA from Adineta ricciae, 768 nucleotides. The record is from the annotation of a GenBank genome assembly. Lineage: Eukaryota; Metazoa; Rotifera; Eurotatoria; Adinetida; Adinetidae.